CUCUUCAUUUAUGCAUAUAUAUUGAUAGAUCAGUAGACAGACAUAUGUAAAGAGUGAAUAAGAAGGAACAUCAGACAGAAAUCAUGGGUGCUUUCCUCCCUUGGUACACCUUCACUGCUGUGAUUCUCCUGGCAAUUCAUGGAGGUUUGUCUGUGGAUAUCAUUGGAGGCAAGGAAGUAGAACCACACUCGAGACCAUUCAUGGCCCAAAUCAAGGGACGAGGAGGAAUUAUUUGCGGAGGAGCUUUAAUUAAGGAAAACUGGGUCUUAACAGCUGCACAUUGUAAAGUUUCUCUCCUCAGGAAAAAAAGCAAAGUUAUUCUUGGAGCCCAUUCAUCAAAAAAAAGAGAAAAAGAACAGCAAGCUUUUCAGAUUGCAAAAGACAUUCCUUAUCCAUGCUACGACCCCAGUACCAAGGAAAAUGACAUUAUGCUGCUUCAGCUUCAGGGAAGAGCAAAACUUAAUAAAGCUGUGCAACCAAUCCCCCUGCCUCCUUCAGAUGAUGAUCCCAAACCAGGAACAGUUUGCACAGUAGCAGGAUGGGGCAAGACUAAGAAUCAUCCAGGAGGCUACUCUACUGCCCUGAUGGAAGUCAAUAUCACUGUCAUCAAGAGGGAAAUAUGCAAUGAUAAAAUGCAUUAUAAUGGCAAACCUGUCAUAACAGAGAACAUGAUAUGUGCAGGGGCUAAGAAUGGAAAAAAGGAUUCAUGUCAUGGGGACUCUGGUGGACCUUUAAGAUGUAAUCAUAUUAUGAGAGGCAUCACUUCAUUUGGGAUGAAGGAAUGUGGCAGCGCUCGUGGCCCCGGUGUCUACACUCGACUCACGAAGCGGCACCUUGAGUGGAUAAGGAAAACCAUAGGGGGGGCAUGAUAGACUGGGUUUGGGCCGCAUAAUUUGUGUAAAUGAAAUGGGCUUUUAAAAACAGCUUCACUGGUCUGGUAGAAGAGGUAUUCUCACUCUGAAUUUUGGCAGCUUGAUGUAGUUCUGCUACAAUGGCAUUUAUAGCUUACACUGUCAGCCACGGAGUCAUUGGGGGUAUUUGGGACUGAGGAUUCCAACAUCCCUGUAGUGCAUGUUCACACUGAGCUCUACACGGACUGGUAUUUCAAAUCAAGAAUCUAACCCUUGUUUGGGUCCUCACUCCUUGUUUGGUAUAUGUAGCACUCUUUUGUACCUAGACUUCUGCAGAAACCCUGAAAGUUAGUGGUGUGCUAGGUACAAGUACAAACAACUAAAAAACUUUGUUUCUCUGCAGCAAAGCUCUUGGUUUUAUAGGUGUAGUGGAUUGUUAAGCUUCAGAAAAUUAGGUUGCAGCAACUGUGGGACAUAGGUAUUAAUUUUCUAACUGUCUUGUAUUUGAAACCUUCAGAUUUUAUCCCUUUAUGUACUUUGCAUUUAAUAAAGCAAUAGCAAUAAAAA
This is a messenger RNA of Haemorhous mexicanus (house finch), 1418 nucleotides long. RefSeq names its product granzyme A-like. The transcript has 5 exons. The coding region runs from base 84 to 869 and encodes 261 amino acids. The record is from RefSeq and is a predicted model, not a curated record. NCBI's taxonomy places the organism in Eukaryota, Metazoa, Chordata, Aves, Passeriformes, Fringillidae. Gene Ontology annotation, molecular function: serine-type endopeptidase activity. Gene Ontology annotation, biological process: proteolysis.